AUGAGCUGCAGCAUCAAGAGAUCAUCCAGCACCUCGUACAGGAGCGGAGGAGGAGGUGGAGGCGCCUGUGGUGGCAGCAGCGGCCGCAGCUCCUCCGUGUCCUGCCGGCGCUACGCCUCCUCCGUGAUCGGCGGUGGCAGCUACGGCGGGGCAGCCUGCGGGGGCUACGGGGGCGGCCUGAGCAUGGGCAGCCUGGCCGGGGGCUUUGGCGGGGGCUUUGCGGGCAGCUGUGGCCCGGGGGGGGACCUGCUGCUCAGCGGCAAUGAGAAGGUCACCAUGCAGAACCUCAACGACCGCCUGGCGGCUUACCUGGAGAAGGUGCGAAGGCUGGAGGAAGAGAACGCCCAGCUUGAGCACCACAUUCGGGAGUGGUAUCUUUCUGCUUGUCCUGCAAAUCUAGAACACAGAAAUACUCCUCUCCCCCUUCCCCUUUUGCAGAUUAUUUCUGCCACUGUGGACAACAACAGAAUGCUUCUGGACAUCGAUAACAGCAAGAUGACUGCCGAUGACUUCCGAAUGAAGUAUGAGAAUGAGCUGGUCAUCCGUCAGACCGUGGAGUCUGACAUCAAUGGCCUGAGAAAUCUCAUGGAUGGUCUCACUACCACCCGGUCUUCACUGGAAUCUGAGCUGGAGACCUUGAAGGAUGAGCUGAUUGCUCUGAAGAGAAACCAUGAGGAGGAAAUGAGGCAGCUCCAGUCCCAAACUGGUGGCGAUGUGAGCGUGGAGGUCAAUGCUGCCCCUGGAGAAGACUUGACAAAGAUCCUGAAUGACCUGAGAGAUGAAUAUGAGCAGAUCAUUGCGAAGAACCGCAAGGAGGUGGAGCAGUGGUAUGAGGUCAAGAUCCAAGAAGUCAAUCAGCAGGUCACUUCCAGCAGCCAGGACAUCCAGACAAGCAGCCACCAGCUCACCGAGCUGAGGCGCGAGAUGCAGAACCUGGAGAUCGAACUGCAGGCGCAGCUCAGCACGAAAGGCUCUCUGGAAAACUCUCUGGCAGAAACCGACUCUCGCUACGGCCGCAUGCUCCAACAAAUCCAGGGGCAGAUAAACUGCAUCGAGGAGGAGCUGGCCAGCAUCCGCUGUGAGAUGGAGAGUCAGAGCCAGGAGUACAAGAUGCUGCUGGGCAUCAAGAUGCGCCUGGAGCAGGAGAUCCAGCAGUACCGGGCACUGCUGCAGGAGGGGCAGCAGGAUCUUGUAUCAUGUCAAGGAGCAAUCCAAGGAGGAGGGCAGUCAAGAGUGUGUUAAGAUCCCACCGACACAUUGGGCUUCCCUGAUCCAGUCAGUGCCAUGGGAGCCCACACGCGCUGUGACCUACCCCACGCACAGAUGGCUCUCCAAAUGCUAUUAAUGAAAUCAAAAUUAAUAAUUACUAGGCUUUUCUUUAAACUAUCUACUCCUCCCUUUUCAUACUGUCCAUCAC
Molecule: messenger RNA, 1417 nt
Organism: Pseudopodoces humilis (Tibetan ground-tit)
Lineage: Eukaryota; Metazoa; Chordata; Aves; Passeriformes; Paridae
Source: RefSeq, a predicted model, not a curated record